This is a messenger RNA of Manacus vitellinus (golden-collared manakin), 1351 nucleotides long. RefSeq names its product V-set and immunoglobulin domain-containing protein 4-like. Gene Ontology annotation, biological process: negative regulation of interleukin-2 production; negative regulation of complement activation, alternative pathway; negative regulation of macrophage activation. Gene Ontology annotation, molecular function: complement component C3b binding. The transcript has 9 exons. NCBI's taxonomy places the organism in Eukaryota, Metazoa, Chordata, Aves, Passeriformes, Pipridae. The record is from RefSeq and is a predicted model, not a curated record. Bases 53 to 1294 code for a protein of 413 amino acids.
GGGAGUGCAGGUCAGUCCAGCUGGAGAAGGGAGUGGCCGCAGCCUGGAAAGGAUGGGAAUGCUGCUACGAGCAGCCAUGCUCCUGAGUUCCCUUCUCCUCUGCAGUGCAUUUUUGGAUCUGAGUGGCCCCAGUGAGAUCAAAGCUGUAUGGAAGGGAUCUAUCACUCUGCCAUGUGCCUAUGUCCCUGUGGAGGACCUUGAGCAGCAAACCCUCACCUGGUCUGUGGUACAUGACCAGAGCUCAGGCACCAUCUUUUGGAGAGAUGGCUCUGGGGACCAUGUGCUCCUGUCUGAGUACAGGGACAGGGUCAGUGUCCCGAAGGACACCCCAGGGAACGUGUCUCUUGUCAUCCUGAACCUGGAGGUCUCUGAUAGGGGAACCUACACUUGCCAGGUCACCUGGAGAGCCAGCAACAACAGCCUGAUAGCAAAGGAGAUCGUGACAAAAAUGGAGGUUGUUAAAGUGGCAGCCACCAAGCCCAUCAUCAGGGCCGGCGAGCUGGGGCUGACGGUCCCGGCCGGAGCCAGCACCAGCCUGACGUGUGAGGCCAGCGGGUCCCCCCCCAUCAGCUACCGCUGGUUCCGGAGCACCCCGGGGGGGAACGUCCUGCUCCAGAGCAGCGGGGCCGAGCUGGCGUGGGACAGCCUGCGGCCCUCCGACAGCGGGAUGUAUUUCUGCGAGGCAGCAAACAGGGCUGGGGGCGCAGCGGGCCAGCAGAGCGACACCGUGCAGCUGACAGUGACAGAUCUGCCCACAACAACAGCGGCCUCGUGGAGGGAUGUGGGAACCCCAGGGAGACACCACCUAACCACAGAAAAAACCCAAACAGAGCUGGUGUUCAGAGGUACCUCAGGAGUCUCCUGGACUCCAUGGGGCUCCAUCACUACUACAGAUCUGCCCAUAACAGUGACUGCAGUGACUUCCGAGAGUGGUGUGGGAUAUCCAGAGAGGAAUUAUACAACUCAGGAUUUCCAGAGGACCGGCCUGUCCCUGUACCUGGUCAUCCUGAUUGCUGUGGUGUGCGGUGCUGUGGUUUUCCUUGUCAUCUGUUUGAUCAUUUGCAUUAGAAAGCCCAAAGAUGCUCAAGUCUAUGACGUAAAAUUCCAUAACUCGAGAGCAGCAGCAUCUUCAAGGCAUGAAAGCACAGGGCACUAUGAGGAACCCAUCUGCUUCACUGAAAACAACUAUGUGACGGAGCCCAUGGAAAACAAAAGCGCUGAAGUAAAUAAGAGUAUGUCUGACUGUGCUGGAAACCCCCAGGAACAUGAGUAUGAAGUAGGGGACACUUCCUAAGAGCCAACAGUGCUCUGCAGGUACCAGUCCUGAAGAGCACCUUCACCCAGGCAAAAU